Messenger RNA from Oryza sativa Japonica Group (Japanese rice), 3365 nucleotides. Its product is annotated as probable E3 ubiquitin-protein ligase ARI8. The record is from RefSeq and is a predicted model, not a curated record. NCBI's taxonomy places the organism in Eukaryota, Viridiplantae, Streptophyta, Magnoliopsida, Poales, Poaceae. Gene Ontology annotation, cellular component: ubiquitin ligase complex; cytoplasm. Gene Ontology annotation, molecular function: zinc ion binding; ubiquitin protein ligase activity; ubiquitin conjugating enzyme binding. Gene Ontology annotation, biological process: protein polyubiquitination; positive regulation of proteasomal ubiquitin-dependent protein catabolic process; ubiquitin-dependent protein catabolic process.
CAACACUAGUCCACUUAACCACCGCUUCCUUCGCCUUCCAAAACAAAAGGAACCCCACCACCGCUCUUCCGCGCUUCGCUUCUCUCGCCGUCUCGCGGCUGCGCGGCGCGGCGCUCUCAUCCAUCCCCUCCUCCCGCUUCCCCCACCCGCCGCCCGAUCUCGACGGCGGAUCGCCCCGGGAUGGGCUCCGACGAAGACGAGCUGCUCGACGACGAGGAGUACUACUACUACUGCAGCGACGGGGAGUGUAGCGGCGGCGGGAGCGGGAGCGACGAGGAUGAGGAGUUCGGGGGCCGCGGGAGCGACGAGGGCUGUGAGGCCGACGAGGUCGUCUCCACGCGCGAGCAGAGAUAUGUUGUGUUGACCGAAGAUGAUAUACGCGAGCGACAAGAGGAAAUGAUAAGCCGUGUGUCUGCAAUAUUUUCAGUUCCAAGGGAAUCAGCAUGCGUCCUCCUUCGUCACUACAAAUGGAGUAUUAGCAAGCUAAGUGAUGACUGGUUCGCAGAUGAAGAAAAUGUCCGCCGUUCUGUUGGCUUGCCAUCAAAUGUUGUUCAUGUUCCUGACUGUCCUGAGCUAACUUGUGGAAUAUGUUUUGAAGGAUGUGCUGCAAAUGCAAUGAGCUGUGCUGGUUGUUCCCAUUUCUAUUGUCAUGAAUGUUGGGAAGGGUAUAUUAGUGCUGCAGUAAAUGAUGGUCCAGGGUGUUUGGUGUUGCAGUGCCCUGAACCAUCUUGUGAUGCAAUCGUUCUUGAAGAUAUGAUUAAUAGUCUGACGAAAGAUGAGGAUAAAGUAAAGUAUGCACGAUUUGUAUUAUGGUCAUAUAUUGGAGUUAACAACAAGAUAAAAUGGUGUCCAGCUCCUGAUUGUACCUGUGCAGUUGAGUUUCUUGGUGAUGGUAACUAUGAUGUCUCAUGCAAAUGCAAAUUCAGUUUUUGCUGGAAUUGUGCAGAGGAAGCUCAUCGGCCAGUUAGCUGUGACACAGUCUCAAAGUGGAUACUAAAGAACAGCGCAGAAUCUGAAAACAUGAAUUGGAUAUUAGCUUAUUCUAAGCCCUGUCCGAAAUGCAAACGACCUAUAGAGAAGAAUCAGGGAUGCAUGCAUAUGACAUGCACUCCUCCUUGUAAAUUUGAGUUUUGCUGGUUAUGCCUAGGUGCAUGGUCAGAUCAUGGAGAUGGGACUGGUGGCUUUUAUGCUUGCAAUCGUUAUCAAUCAGCAAAGAUGGGAGGCAUGUAUGAUGAGGCUGAAGCAAGGAGAGAGAGAGCUAAAAAUUCGCUUGAGAGAUACAUGCAUUAUUAUGAGCGCUGGGCGUCCAAUCAAACAUCAAGGCAGAAAGCACAAGCAGAUCUGCAAAAAGUUGAAAAUGAAGAUCUUACAAAGUUAAGUGAUGUUGUUGGUAUACCAGAGACCCAACUAAAGUUCAUACCUGAAGCUUGGUCACAGAUCAUAGAAUGCAGGCGAGUGCUGAAAUGGACAUAUGCUUAUGGGUACUAUCUACACAACAAAGCGAAGAGUGAUUUUUUUGUGUACCUCCAAGGUGAAGCUGAGUCUGGUUUGGAGCGUCUUCAUAAAUGUGCCGAGAAGGAUAUGCGUGAAUUUUUACCUACAGCGGAUUCCACUCAACCUUCUCUUUCAUUGCAAGACUUCGGUGAAUUUCGUGUGAAGCUUUCUGGUCUAACAAGCGUAACCCGCAACUACUUCGAGAACCUUGUUCAAACACUGGAAGCGGGUCUGCAGGAUGUCCGCGCUACAGACCAAUCAGCUUCAGUCAGUACCUCCAGCUCCAAGAAGCCUCCCACCAACACCAAGGGGAAGUCAGGGCGGAGUAAGGUGGCGAGAACAUCGCAGGAGCGCUCAGGCGACAGAUGGCCAUGCGACCGCUGCACUUUCAUCAACCCGUCCUCUACGAACUCAUGCAACAUGUGCGGCAGGAACAAGCCCCGCCGCAGAUAGGAAGAUUGGUCAAAAUGCAGUUGUGCAAAGGAACACCUUCUCACUGGGAUUCUGGUCGAACAAAGUGGUGCUCAUUUGGCCCAACACUCUGGUGCUAUGAACAUGAAGCAGACUCUCCCAGGGAUCUGAUGAUGCUCAGAGGAGAUGUAAGAAACGAACAAUCUCAGGAAUGCAGCGCAAGAGGCUUGGACAAAAUUAGGUAGUAGUAAAACAUAUAUGCGUGUGUGUUGUUAGCUGUAAAUAUUACUUCAUGGAGAAAAUUAGGAAAGUACCAGCCUGGAAAAUCUGCGAGUUAUAAAAUAGGAUUGCAUGUGAGAAUGACAUGUGGGGUCCUCACAUGUGAUUGUAUUUUUCAACUUCGUGAAUUCAGCUAUGGUUCAAAUUAAAAUUGGCCUGUAUGGAUGAGUGGUUCCAUUAAAUUGGCCUUUGCUGUAUUCUGCUCUCAGAUUGGAAAAGCUUAACUGUUUAAGUUUGGUGAUUUCAAUUCUGACCUGUAAAUUGUCCUCUAUUUUUUUUUACAGCCGUGGAAACAAAUUCUUAUGAGAAAGCCCAUUUUGCCCUUUGUGCUUCAGAACAUCGAGCCUACAGGACGAUGACUCCACACGGAUCUGACGACCGGAGCUCAGAUGAUGGGAGGAGCUGGUCAAGGGCACACUUCAGCCUGCAAGUGGGGUGGGUCGACCCGUUAGGUCCGUGGCCCGAACCUAAAUUUGUGGCACUAAUAGGUUUUCGGGCCGGCCCAUAUUUUCUUAGGUGACAAUGGGUCCAGGAGUCAGUUGACCCUAGGGGUUUUUGGGUCGGCCUUGUUCGAGCGCUCCGCUUGCUCGCGUUCACAUGGCGGCGGCGGCUUUAGGGCUCCCGGCCUGAGACGGUGCGGCUCCACCGCGGAUCGAGCCGGCGGCGGUGGCUCCCGGCGGAGGCGGCAGCGGUGGCGGCACGGCUCCAUCACGGAUCGAGGUGGCGGCGGCGGCUCCCGGCGGAGGCGGCGGCGGUGACAGCUUCGACUUCGCGGUGUGCUCCACCGCGUUUUGAGGCGGCGGCAGCUGGGCGUGCUCCUUCAGUCCUCCUCCCGUCUCCAACUCCCCCCAAGACUGUUCCUUCUUUCGGCGGCGGAUGGAGGCACCGGCGGACGGCGGCUACCUGCUUGGUGGCCAACCGGCGAGGUGCUCCGGAGGACACUCCACCGGCAGCAACGGCGAGGGUUUCGGAGGACACCCGGCCACAUCGCCAUCUUCAUCUAGCUGGGUUUCUCUCCCUCGUGAGCACAGGUAUGAUUUCCAGAUGAUGGGAGGAGCUGGUCAAGGGCACACCGCACACUCGACCUGCAGGACGAUGGCACCAUGUGCUUUUUGUUUUUCUGAACGAAUCGGCAAACUGCCAAUUUCAUUGAAUAAAGAAUGAAGAAAACUUUACAAGUA